AUGUAUCAACCAAAUAAUAAUAAUAAUAAUAACAACCAAAGACCUUCAUCAUCAUUAAAGAGUAGUACGAGUAGUAGUAGCAACACCAGCGGUAUGGCCUCAUCCAAUAAUAAUAUUAUUAACAACAACAACAAUAGCAAUCAUCAUCACUUACCAAUCAUCAUGAUGGGUCAUACCAAUCCAAAUUCCAUUCAAUCACAACCACAGCAACAACAACCACUUCUCCAAGCAACUCCGAGUGCUCAUUCUCUCCUCGAUACAACAACUACUUCUCCAUUAUUUGGCUUUUAUCAACAACAAUCAUCUCUUCCUACAACCUCACAGCUUCAACCAUCUCAAUCAUCACAUCAACAAGAUCAAUUAUUUGCUUCCUUUCUUCUCAAUCAUUACCUCUUGUUGCAACAACAACGAGAAAUGCAUCAACAACAGCAGUCACAACAAAACGAACUCUCUCCAAAUCAACUUCAACAGCAAGCCAUGAUUAAUAACAUGAUGUUAAUGAUGUCCAUGAUGAAUCCGAUUCCUAACGUUAUUUCGCCUUCUCCAAAUUUACCCAUAUUGGAUUCACAACACUAUUCACAACCGCCCAUCCUUCAAUCAGUGUCAUCCUCUAGUAACACAUUUGUCACUAAUAAUAAUAAUAAUACUCUGUCUUCUCUUCAAAAUGGAACCUCUUCCGAUGUACCUACAACAGCCAUCUCCAUUCCUGAACCACUUUAUGAAUUGUAUAUAAAACCGAUUUUAAUGAGUUUGCAGAAUUGUGGGUUGUAUUCAGGCUCGAAUCAACCACAACAACAGCAACAAAAAUUGCAAGAAACUCAGCAACAUGAAAAUCAACUCACUUCAAGCAGUGAUCAUAUCAGCAAUAGCGGACUCCUAUUGUCACCAGUGAACAUGACCAGUAGUGACAAUCAACAACAAAAUGAACUGACAAUUACAUCACCAAUUUCAUUCUCCGUUGAUGAUUCGAAUUUAAGAGCAGAUCAUAACAAUAAUCAAUCGAUGAGCGAAAUGAAUAAUGUAAUUUCACAACAAGCAUUACUCGAAAGCUUACUUUUGGAAGAAGGCUUGGCCUCAGUUGUGGAAUUGUUGGAAGAUCAAUCAAAUAUUAACAAUAAUACUAACUGUAAUAUUUCAAAUUGUGACAAAGAUGAAGAAAAGAAACAAGAAGCUCACAAACAUUACGAUCCAAAGUUAAAUAAGAAAGGUCUCAAGAAGAAGCGUAAAUAUAUCAAAUCAGGUCUAUACAAAAAAGACAAGGAUGGAAAUUUUUUAUUUUCGAGUGGUGACAGAGCAAGAUUAGCUCAAAUCAAUAAUCCAUCCAACAAACAAUCAGAGGGCGAACUUGGUCACAAUGAAGAUUUCGGUCCCAAUGAACAUCAAGGAUUUUACAUGGAGGAUGAAAACAGCUUGAUAGGAAGCAUUGAAUCAAAAAACAGUGGUGCAUCAUCAAGUGGUGGUGAGAUUGGAUUUGGUCUAAGUGGAAGCAGUUCCUUGAUGAAUUCAUCACAACAAAUUCAGUCUGACAAGUCCAUGAAUCGAUGUGGCAGUUUCCACGAUUUAUUAGGAAUUGAGGACAAUUUUGAUGGUAAUGAAAAACAUGAAUUUUCUAAUGGUGCCGCAGCAAGUAGUAGCAACAGCGGAAUUGGUGCAGUUAAUCCUUUUGCUUCCCCCACUCAGCCUAAUGAUGAACAGUUACAACAGCUUGGAUUCGAACGAUAUUUUUCAGACCAAUUGCUUCACAUUGAGAAUGGUGAUGGCAUGUCUGGGGAGGAAACGUCACAACUGAAAAUUUUAGUAUGGGCUCAAUGGCAGCUCUUAUCGGAUGCAGAAAAGAAGAAAUAUAUUGACCUUUCACUCAAUGGUGACAUGACAGAGACAUCAUAUAUUGCUUCGUCACAACCACAACAAUCACAACUACCAAUACGUAGAGAUUCCAAGAAUUCAAUGGAUGACACAACCACUACAGGAAGUAACAUGUUAUUGUAUCCACAACCUAAUGCCACUAUUGCAUCCACUCUCUCAAACAAUAAUUAUAACAGUAAGAAGAGACCAUCUGUAAAUGAAUAUGAGGAUAAUGAUAAUGGAGAGCAUCAAGAUAAUGCAUCGAAGAGAGCGGAUCUUUCAAAUCGAGUGAAGAAACCUAUCAGUGGUUACAACAGCUUUGUGAAGAGUGUGUUCCCUACGUUUCAAGAACAGUAUCCAGAUGUGGAUAAGAAACAAAUUACCAAAUUGAUAGGUCAAAAGUGGAAGUCAAUGAGCGAAGAGGAGAAAAAAACCUUACUUGGAAAUUGCAAAACAAGCUCAACCAAUUGUCAAGAAACCACUCAAUGCUUAUAA
Naegleria fowleri is the source of this 2340-nucleotide messenger RNA. RefSeq lists its product as uncharacterized. The record is from RefSeq and is a predicted model, not a curated record. The coding region runs from base 1 to 2340 and encodes 779 amino acids. Lineage: Eukaryota; Heterolobosea; Eutetramitea; Acrasida; Naegleriidae. The transcript has a single exon.